AUGAGCGGGCACAGGGCGCAAAACCCUCAACGCGCGGGGCAAAACCCUCGACCUGGGCGCGGGGGGCCGUACCACGGCGCGUCGGCACUCUCCGCUUCUCACUUCCGACCAUCUCGCCCCCCGCCUCCCAAUGCCGCCGCGUUAGGGCAGUUCGAAGCCGCCUCCCAUCAGUACGCUCCGGCGCCCGCCUCCAACCAGUACCCUUACGCGCCGCAGUUCGGACCACCAGGGCUGCCGCCGUUUGCACAGUCCCAGACGCCUCCCAUUGCUGAGUUGGUCAACCCCACCCUUCAGUUCAUACCACCAGGGCCACCAGGGCCGCACCAGGAGGAGCCGUAUGAUACACGGAAUUACCCUUUGGUGGAUUCGCAACAGCCGCUGCCACUGCAACAAUCGCCAUCACCACCGCCAAGACCAUCUUCACCACCGACACCAGCAGUGCCUUCAUCUCCACCACCAUUGCCAUCACCAAUGCCGUUGCAUCCUUCAUCUCCAGGUAAGCGGCAUUUGGAAGCCGAGCAUCAUCCAGUUCCUAAAAGGAUUAGAAUGGUGACGUUAAAGGUGAAAUAUAUGUCAGUGUUAGACUUCUUUGAUGAAUAUCAAGUGACUGAACCAUAUAAGUUUAAAGUUGGAUCUUCAUUUGGUGAUAUCCCACAAGCUGACCAUACAAAGACAACACACAUUGGGGCUACUGUGUUAGACGGAUAUGUUGAAUUCUUUUUUAAGUUACAUGCAGAGAACAAAAGCUUUGGUGGCAAUUUCGAUGUCAGUGAUAUGCUUGUGUCAGUAGAAGAUCCUUUGCAUACCAGAUAUGGUGAAGCUGGAAAUAGGCCUGCAUAUGUUGAUGACUUCAUUUCUCGGGUAGAAGAUCUAUCUAUAGAGUCAGAUGUUGAAGAAGAAGCACGGGAGAUACAACUUUGGGUCAUCAGGCAUCAUCCUUUACUUAUCGAGCCUGCUAAAAGAAGACUGCUACUUGAAGACUUCUACAAAUUCUAUAAAGCGCUGGAUCGUACAGCAGCGGAACAACUUAUUAAAAAAAUAAACAAGUUCUGCCAUCCUAGGUGGCAUGUUUUCACUGCGACUAAAGAUAAGUUUAUCUCUGCUAUAUACUUGAAAAAUCAUCAGAGAGACUAUGUUGCAGAUCCGGAUCUUCACGAGGAAAAUCCUCACUAUUAUUCUUUUACUGGAGAGGAUGGCUGUCUUGCAGCGUUCCUGCGCAAUUUUAUUGUUCAUGGGCCAAAAGAAGCAUUGGCUUGUGAAAUUGAACUGGAAGAACUAGAACUAAUAGUUGCACAUUACUUUGGAAAACUUUUGCCCACUUUUCUUGAGGAAAUGUCCAGCGCCACAGACAAGCAUGAAAUGCUCAAGGAGAUACUUACUGUGUAUGCUGAGCGGAGAUCUGUCUCGCGUAGAGCUUCGGGGUUAAGGAUGGAGGACUGA
Messenger RNA from Miscanthus lutarioriparius, 1440 nucleotides. NCBI's taxonomy places the organism in Eukaryota, Viridiplantae, Streptophyta, Magnoliopsida, Poales, Poaceae. The record is from the annotation of a GenBank genome assembly.